Molecule: messenger RNA, 2781 nt
Organism: Sycon ciliatum
Lineage: Eukaryota; Metazoa; Porifera; Calcarea; Leucosolenida; Sycettidae
Product: centrosomal protein of 78 kDa-like
Exons: 12
Coding region: 292-2484 (730 amino acids)
Cellular component (GO): centrosome
Molecular function (GO): protein binding
Source: RefSeq, a predicted model, not a curated record
UUCCACCCACAGAAAAAAGCAAGCGAUCAUGCUAGAACAGUCAACAGUGCUUUCGUCUCAUAUCGACUUGAUUGCCAAUAGUGUAGCUGUUUUGUGAGGGCUUCAACGAAGCUGUUGCUCAAUGCUUGCCUCUUUGGAUGUUUGGGAAAAUAGGAAACGAAUUGCUUCAUUCAACAAAGAAAACGGCUUCGAACCGAUGCUGUCAAGUAUUUUCUCUGUGAUAAUCUGAAGUCACUUGUAGGUUGUAGUGAUUGAUAUCAGCGUGUACCGGUAGGAGUGUUCGUGAACAAGAUGAUGCCGUCAACGCUGCAGCGUCGCCGGGCGGCGUACGACUUCUCGCAGUGUUACGAGGACUUCUGCAGCAGCCACGGCGCGUGUCCGCUAGCCAUGGUGAUGUCGCGUAGCAAGGAUACAGAGGUGGUGCUCAGCGGCGAGCGCAUUCGGCCAACGGACUGGAUACCGCUAUGCCGCGCACUGCAGAUGAACAAGUCACUGGAGACGGUGAAGAUUGCAUUCGACUCGACACGGGAACAGAUGGGAAAGACCAGAAGAGGUCAAAGUGCACCCGCUGGUGUAAAGCCGGGCACUGCGGGCUAUCAAGUGGCGGCAUCGCGCAUGGACCGCUCCGCUGUCACACAGCUGCUGUGCAGGUCUCUUGGCAGCUUUAUCCGCGUCUCACCAGCUGUCACGUCACUGAGUCUUGAAGGACUGUGGGUCCGCUUUGAUGACAUCACACUGCUGGCUAAGGGCCUAACCAAGUCCUCUCGCCUGCAGAGCCUGUCGCUGGCCCAUUGCCGCAUUGGAGACAGCGGUGCAGAGGUUCUCUGCACGGCCCUGCAAUGCACGCGCUCACUGCAUUGCCUGGACCUGACGGCAUGCGGCCUCACCUGGAAAGCCAUGCCACAUCUGGCCAAGCUAGUUGAGCAAUACGCCAACUGGCGCUAUGCCCACCUGUGGCAGACCAGCUUACGACAGGUGCAGGCCAGCACAGACAGCGUGGGCGGUCUGCGUCGCAUCACGCUCAAUGGAAACCCGCUAAUUGGCGACCGGGGCGUCAAUUUGAUCAUGGACACCUUGCAGGAUGACAUCUGGAUUAAAGCUGUUGACAUGCAGCACUGUGGCCUGUCCAACAUUGGCGUGCGACUGUGGCUGAGCCUGCUGCGCUCGGGUAACCUGUCGCUAAUGAUCGUGGACCUGCGACAGAAUCCCCUGGCAGAUAAGCCACUGAUUCGCGGUGUGAUGGAGCAGAUUGUCAUCAACGGCCAUGGUAUAAACGAUGACCCAGAGCUCCGGUGGCUGAGCAAAGUGGUGUCGACAUCUGCCACCACCACGCAGCAAGAAGCCGUCACCAGCAAGGCAAUCUCCGCGCGGCAGCGUCCUGCUUCUAAACCACGGCCCGCGGAGCGUACGACGCGCAGACAACAGCAGCGGAGUCGUUCCGCGGAUGCCGACCGGCCAUGGCGUCAGAAACCGCGCUCGCGGAGCAUACCACGGCACCGAACCAGCAGCAGUGCAACACAUAGGAAACGUGGAAAGAGGCAGCGGACUGCUGGCUCAAACAGUGCUGACGAAGACGAAGUGGUCAAGAUUGAACCGGUGCGCGGUUUGCCGUGGAGAACGGCAGCCAGGUGUGCUCUGCGAAAACGGACGAACUCUGCCGGCGCAGCUCCCAUCAACUUACACUUUUCGCCGGAUGAAAGCCGUAGUUCUGCUUCUGCACUGAGUAGCAGUAGUGGCAGCAAUGGUGGCUCACUGUCUGAUCUGACCGGCGAUCAACGCGCAACAGCACGGCAUCAGCCGGUGGCACUGGGUGACACAUUCACCGCCGAACCACAUCACACACCGCUGCUCACCUCAUCGCCACGGCACCACCGGGAUGCAGCCGAAUCACGCAGAUCGUUACGGACCGCUGUGCCUGAGCUGACCGGAUCACGCAGCAGUGCAAUAUCGUAUGAUUCAACACAGCACCAGGAACGGCGACAUCACCAAUACGACCACUCGGGCAAGCGGCAAGAUACACAACCUCGGAGAAAUCGGCAUAGUUCAAGAGACGCAACAGCCAAGCAGAAGCGGUAUGACGAUGAGAGUGUCGGGAGUCCCAGGUAUGCAGCAGAGAGCGACCUACGCGCACACCAUUCCUCCCACAGACCUGCGCCGUCAACACACAUGGACACCAUGGACCAGAGGCCCGUUGUUACCGGAUUCACCGAGGACCGUGGCUUGCAUCAUCGCCUGGAGGCUGCACGGUCCUCCGCUCUUCACGCUGCACCGCGGCACACACAGUACGUUGGCACUGACCCCGUAGCCGACACUUCGUAUGACGGUACGAAUGAGGAAGAGCCACUGGGGACAAGAAACUCUAGCCUAGCUGGUCUCCGUGCUGAAACCUCAAUAGACGAUCAGCUGUUGAAUCGCUUUGAGUCGGCGCUGAACAAGUUCUCUCGGUACCUCGACAUGAUGAAACGCCGUGGGCAGCAUGCUUGAUCAAUUCCUAUGUGCAAGUGUGCUGCUGCACAACUAUUGUUAUUCUUGAGCUUGAUAAUGGCAGAACGACUCGAAAUGUGACACCUGCCAAGGAACUGAGAGCGAGCACAAACGCAGCCUUACAGUUUUGAGAGUAUCAUUUGUACAGGAAGCGUAUCACUGCUAGUAACGGUGAGAGCGAGUUACAGAGUUGCAAGUCAUCACCUGACUACUUUGAUGUUUUGAGGAGAGUUUCUGUAAAACCAAAAAUUAAUGCUAUUGUCGUAAAUCAGCCGGAGUAUGUUUGGAAACAUUUCA